AUGGCUGCCGCCGCGGAGGCAAACUCAGCAGCCGCGCGCGACGUUUUCGGCUCGGAUUUCGGUGAAGCAACCUCAGACGCCGCACUCGCAAACCUCAUCACCUCCUACAAGCGCAAGAGCGAAUACUCAGAUGUUAUAACUCUCCCAAAGUCAUUAGAAGCCGCGUCGAAUCCUACCAAAAGACCGAAAACCCAAGGCUCUAAGAAACAAAAUGGCUCUUCAAACGCCCUAGUCCUGUCGCAACGAAAAGACGGCACCAGUAACUCAGCACAAGCACCUCAGUCUAAUUCAUUAAUACGAAGACCAAACAUGACUCAGUCUCGACCUGAUUGGCAUGCGCCCUGGAAACUUCUACGCGUCAUCUCGGGGCAUCUGGGCUGGGUGCGCUCCCUGGCUGUCGAGCCCAACAACAAAUGGUUCGCCUCGGGAGCUGGCGACCGCACGAUAAAGAUUUGGGAUCUCGCAUCUGGGAAUCUUCGCCUUACACUUACGGGCCACAUCUCCUCUGUCCGUGGCCUCGCCGUCUCCGAUCGCCAUCCGUACCUCUUCUCCUGCGGCGAAGAUAAAAUGGUCAAAUGCUGGGAUCUAGAAACCAACAAAGUAAUAAGACACUACCAUGGACAUCUUUCUGGCGUUUAUAGUCUCUCAUUACACCCCACUCUUGACGUUUUGGUGACUGGUGGCCGCGACGGCGUCGCUCGCGUCUGGGACAUGCGCACGCGCUCCAACAUUCACGUACUGGCUGGUCACAAGCAGACAGUCACGGAUGUAAAAUGCCAAGAAGCCGAUCCCCAGGUCAUCACUGGGUCGCUCGACAGCACGGUGAGGAUGUGGGACCUCGCGGCCGGAAAGACCAUGGGCGUACUGACGAACCACAAAAAAGGCGUGCGCUCGCUGGCCGUACACCCCAAGGAAUUUACCUUUGCGUCCGCCAGUGCGCACAGCAUCAAGCAGUGGCGGUGUCCAAAAGGUGAGUUUAUGCAGGACUUUGGCGGGCACAAUGCCAUUGUAAACACCAUCUCCGUGAACGAGGACAACGUCAUGUUUAGUGGCGGAGACAACGGAAGCGUGCAGUUCUGGGACUGGAAGACGGGCCACUCUUUUCAGAAGACCGAGAGCUUGGCACAGCCGGGUUCUUUGGAUGCAGAGGCGGGCGUCAUGUGCAGCACCUUCGACCGCAGUGGACUGCGAUUACUAGUCGGCGAGGCAGACAAGACGAUCAAGGUGUGGGGACCGGAUCCGAAUGCGACGGAGGAAAGCCAUCCCCUGGAAUGGAAGCCCACCUUGGGCCGAACGAAGUACUGA
Messenger RNA from Cyphellophora europaea CBS 101466, 1305 nucleotides. Its product is annotated as pre-mRNA-splicing factor prp46. Bases 1 to 1305 code for a protein of 434 amino acids. Lineage: Eukaryota; Fungi; Ascomycota; Eurotiomycetes; Chaetothyriales; Cyphellophoraceae. Gene Ontology annotation, cellular component: catalytic step 2 spliceosome; Prp19 complex; precatalytic spliceosome. Gene Ontology annotation, biological process: mRNA splicing, via spliceosome. Gene Ontology annotation, molecular function: protein binding. The transcript has a single exon. The record is from RefSeq and is a predicted model, not a curated record.